AUGCACAACACAAACUUUCUGGGCCUGGUACGACUGGGCCAGGACAGACUGCGAGAAGUUGCUGACGUGCACAGCCCCGGCGCGACGGCGUCGAGGAAUCCCUUUGAGGGGCUGAACCCCUUUGAGGGCAGCGAAGGCAGCAAUCCCUUCAGUGACAGCAGCGCAGAUGCCGCAGAUGGCGCCGAUGCUGGUGCCGGUGCCGGCGAUCGUGGGUCUGUGGAGAAGCUCAACCCGUUUAGUUCCGGCUCGGUGAAAGCUUUGGAGGUUGGAGGCAGCAACCCCUUUUUGGAUGCAGAAUCGGAGCUUGGAGGGUGCUCCGGUCCCAUGGCGAAGCGCGAGUUGAUGUAUUUGGGCCUGGGCGCCAGUCUGAUGGCGUCCCUUCUGCUGAUCACAGGAUCACUUGGAUCGGUCAAGCAGAAAGGCUAUGAGGGUGCAUGGAGCCUGACAAUCCAGCUUCGCUUCAAAGAUGUUGCUACACGUGAUGAGUUUCUGAAAUUCUGGGGAGUCUUGGCACGCUAUGUGCGUGACUAUGAGCCCUUUUGCUUGCUUUUCGAAGCUAUCCAAAGUGAUAAAGACCCGCUCCUGUUGAUCGUGGAUGAGAGAUACACCGACAAAGAUGUCUACGGUAAGCACAGAAGCAGUGAUGCUUUCAACGUCUUUCGGCCCCAAAUGCAGAAGCUUCAAGAUGCAGGUAGACUUCAGGUUCUCGGCGAAAGUGGCGUUGGCAUUUCGCUUUCUUCCAUUUAG
Messenger RNA from Cladocopium goreaui, 747 nucleotides. NCBI's taxonomy places the organism in Eukaryota, Dinophyceae, Suessiales, Symbiodiniaceae. The record is from the annotation of a GenBank genome assembly.